Molecule: messenger RNA, 2157 nt
Organism: Antechinus flavipes (yellow-footed antechinus)
Lineage: Eukaryota; Metazoa; Chordata; Mammalia; Dasyuromorphia; Dasyuridae
Gene: SYPL1
Product: synaptophysin like 1
Exons: 6
Coding region: 50-820 (256 amino acids)
Cellular component (GO): synaptic vesicle; synaptic vesicle membrane
Source: RefSeq, a predicted model, not a curated record
GUUUAGGGGGCAGGAUCGGGGAGGGGGAGGGGGGGUUAGUACACUCAAGAUGGCCUCGGAUAUGAGUUAUAGGGUUCGCCAGAGGAUCAGCCGGCUCGGCCAGAGGAUGUCGGGCCUCCAGAUUAAUUUCAACCCGCUUAAGGAGCCACUCGGCUUCAUCAAGAUUCUCCAGUGGGUAGCUUCCAUUUUCUCUUUUGCCACUUGUGGAGGGUUUAAAGGCAAAACAAGUUUCCUGGUUUCCUGUCAGGGUUCUAAAAAUGAGACAGUUGCAGCUGCCUUUGCCUAUCCUUUCAGGUUGAAUCAGGUUUCACUUCAUGCAACUCAUGACUCUUUCUGUAAUAAAACUUGGAACGAUUAUGUUCUUAUAGGAGAUUUCUCUUCUUCUGCCCAGUUCUAUGUUACAUUUGCAGUUUUGGUCUUCCUAUACUGCAUUGGUGCACUUGUUCUUUAUAUUGGUUAUAUGAACCGAUAUCGGGAUAGUCGAAAAAUUCCUCUUAUCGACUUCCUUAUUACUCUUAUUGCUACUUUCUUAUGGUUGGUGAGCACUUCAGCCUGGGCUAAAGCUCUGACAGACAUUAAGAUGAUCACUGGUGAAAAUCUCAUUGGUCAGAUUGACUUAUGCAGUGAAAAGGGGAUACAUUGCUACUUUGACUCUGUAACCAGUAUGGGAUCUCUGAAUGUAUCUGUGAUCUUUGGUUUUCUGAACAUGAUACUAUGGGGAGGAAAUGCUUGGUUUGUAUAUAAGGAGACCAGCUUGCACGGUCAAUCAAAUGUUUCUACCCAUGGCGCAGGAACAGUUGCAUCUCCUUCAGGAAUGUAAUUAAAGGAGAGAACUACACUGUGUGAAGAAUCUAUUCUACAACAUAUUGCCAGCAUCUUUAGAGACAAUGCAGUUUGUUUCUAAUAAAAGUAAUGGUGUUUGCAAUAAAUUGAUGGAUUAAAAAUUUUGCUAGUUUUUACAUGAAAUAUGUGCCUUAGAUACAAAUUCUGGAUGUAAAUGUUUCAAUUUGUAGACUCAAAGAUCUAGGGCUUUAUUAUGAGAUUGUAUACAUAAAAAUGAAUGUGCAGUUUCUUCACUAAAUUUUUUUGUCUAGCAAAAGUGUUUACCCCUUAAGCUUUAACAUAUGUAUCUUUAUUCAGGAAGGGGAUGUAUUAUCCUAUUUUUUCUUUUUUAAGAAACUGCAUUUGAAUUACACACUACUGUAAGUUUGUACAGUUUGUAUGCCUUAAGACCUGACCUGUCUUUGUUUAAAAAAGGCUUAUUGCAUUAUAAAUAGCAUAGCAAAAAAAAAAAAAAAACUGUUUAGUUCAGAAUUUAAAUCUAAAUACUGUUCAUGUUAAACAAAAAUUCCUGAAUACAGAGAUGGGUUUUAAAAUAAAUAACCUUCAAUACUUAAUAGUUGUACAAAAUUUGUUUUGAGGAUGGGGAUUGGAAAUUUCAAGUGUGUAUAAAUGUUCUUUGAUACAGUUAAUAUGGUAAUUCUACAAUUCAAAGUGUUUACAUUAUGCUGGUUGGUUUCAUAGACUAAGUAUACGUAUACUCUAAAUAUGGUUCACCUAGACACUUUGAAAACUUCAGGCAUAGUCUUAUUAAUAUUUGUCCUCUAUUACUCAUGCUACUUGGUUUCAGACUGGGAUAAUCCAAGUAUAGGGGGAAAUUUUUUUCCUUUUUUUUUAAACCCAUUCAGAGGAGAAAAGAAAUUGUUUUUUUACUUUUGAAAUGCAUUUAAAUGUUGAGUCAAUGAAGUUGCUAUUGGAAGCUCAGCACUGAUAUUAUGAAAAUAAGAAACGAGAUCCAAAUUUCAUUUUUCUUAAUGUUCUCAUUCUUACUACAUAAAUGGAUGAUUUUUUAAAUUAUGUAUGUGUGGGUAAACAAAGGAACAUAAGUGAGCGAGCUACAUAAUGGGUGCCUGUUUCUUUGUACACAUAUUUGGUUGUAUCCUGAGUAUGCAUAAGUCAUUCAUAUUAUUUGCUAAUCUAUAUAGUUGCAUUGUACAGAAAUUCAGAUUUUUUUCUUCCAAAUUGAUUGUUACUUUGUGAAGCACAACUCACUGUUGCCACAUUUUUGUUGCCUUUAUUCAUGACAAGAAUUGUCCAUGUGAGAAAUGUAUGUCUUUUAUGCAGCCAACUUAAUAAUAAAAAAAUGUUGCAAAAUGA